AUGGGACCUGAAAAAGAAAAAGAACAAGAAAUAGUUGGAUCCUUCAAUUCCAUGAAUAUCAACCCGUUACCAGCUAUGAACACCAAAGAGAUUAAUACAAGUGCCUUAAAGGAAUCCGCGAAAACCCAACAGUCAAGUUCUUCAAAUACACCUCAAAACUCAAAACAAAGCUUUACAACACCUGCAACAUAUGAUUCCUCGCGAAUCGCAGAGUAUAUAUUGAAUGCUCUACCUGAGACACCAGGAGAAGAUGACCUUUUUGAAAGUUUUCUUAAAAAUCGAGGGCAAAUGGCAGCUUGCAAUGGCGAAGAGCGGCCGUCAGAUUUCGGAAUUAUAGAAUCAAAUUCCACGUCGCAUCUAAUGAAGAAUGGUGGAGGUCAAUCGCUGAACAAUAAAUACAUUCCGCAAAAACGAAGUAAAACACCUUUAGGUUAUUCCGGUGCAUCUGAUCCUGUAAUCAUUUCUGACGAAGACGAAGAGAGAGAUGUGAGGAGGGUAUCGAAAAGUAUGAAAUACAGUAGUAAUGGUAAUUCAAGCUUAAACGAGGAGGAGGAGUCAUAUGAUGGAUCCCUAGAUCAUGUAUGGAUUACAGAGAAAGAGAGAAUG
Acaulospora colombiana is the source of this 606-nucleotide messenger RNA. Lineage: Eukaryota; Fungi; Glomeromycota; Glomeromycetes; Diversisporales; Acaulosporaceae. The record is from the annotation of a GenBank genome assembly.